Messenger RNA from Polyodon spathula (Mississippi paddlefish), 2274 nucleotides. Its product is annotated as translocon-associated protein subunit alpha-like. Lineage: Eukaryota; Metazoa; Chordata; Actinopteri; Acipenseriformes; Polyodontidae. The transcript has 9 exons. The record is from RefSeq and is a predicted model, not a curated record. Bases 77 to 991 code for a protein of 304 amino acids. Gene Ontology annotation, cellular component: endoplasmic reticulum; endoplasmic reticulum membrane.
AACGCCAUUUGCGAAGUGUAGGAAUUGGUGUGGAGGGAAGACAACACCACGGCGCAAUCUGCAGCAGUCAGAAAAUAUGAAGAAAUCACUGCCAAAAUUGAUUUUACUCGUCCUCCUAGCGUUCCCUGCAACUAUUAUUUUCAACAGCAGAGGACUCCUUGUGGCAGCUCAAGAUGCUACAGAGGAUGAGGAGGCAGCAGAAGAUAUUAUUGCAGAGGAUGAGGAUGAUGAAGCUGAAGUAGAAGAUGAUGAAACUACAGAUUUGACUGAGGAAAAAGAGGAAGAGGAGGAAGAUGCAACGUCGGGGGAAGCCAAAGCCUCUCCCAAUGCUGACACAACCAUCUUGUUUGUCAAAGGAGAGGGUAGGUCCAGCGGGGGAGGGACAGACACUCAAGAUUUUCCUGCAAACAACAUUGUGAAAUUCCUUGUUGGCUUUACCAACAAAGGCAGCGAAGACUUUGUGGUGGAAUCCCUGGAUGCCUCUUUCCGCUACCCUCAGGACUAUCAGUUCUACAUCCAGAACUUCACAGCUCUGCAGCUCAACACAGUGGUGCAGUCUCAAAGACAGGCCACCUUCGAGUACUCUUUCAUCCCAGCCGAGCCCAUGGGAGGUCGUCCUUUUGGCCUUGUCAUUAACCUCAACUACAAGGACACCAAUGGAAAUGUUUUCCAAGAUGCUGUUUUCAACCAGACUGUCACUAUCACAGAGAAGGAAGAUGGCUUGGAUGGAGAAACAGUCUUCCUGUACGUGUUCCUCUCUGGUCUUGGACUGCUUGUCAUUGUUGGGCUGCAUCAGCUUCUAGAGUCUAGAAAGAGGCGGAGACCAGCUACCAAGGUAGAGAUGGGUACAUCUAACCACAAUGAUGUUGACAUGAGCUGGAUUCCUCAAGAAACUCUGAACCAAAUCAUGCAAAAUAGACGAGAUAAAGCCUCUCCAAGAAGGUCGCCCCGUAAAAGAGCGCAGAAGAGAUCUGUGGGGUCAGAUGAGUAACUGCCCCAGGAAGAUAGAAUUCACCCUGUCCAUUGUGAGCAAGAACGAGGACAGUGCAACAAAGCCAUAUGAGCAUACACACAAAAUAAAUCCAUGAACUUGAGCAACAUAAAGAAAGAAAACCCAUUUUAGAAAACUGUAUAUACCUUGUCAUGACUGCAGCAAACAUGUCACUACAAAUGCAUUCUCCAAAUUUAUUUUAUAAAUGAAGUCGUUCCCUUUUUGUUUUAUUUAUUUUUACAAAACAGUCGGACAUAAAAUAUAAUUAAUGCUGUGCUUAUCUUACAAACCUAAAUUGGUGGGGUUGGGGUUGGGUGUUGUCUCAAUUAAGUUAAAUUUCUGAUAAAGAUUUGCCUUUGGCAUUUUGUCUCCAGGGAGUGUUUUUAGUGCUUCUGAAGAAAUUGUGAUUGGUAACUGAUUGUAAUAAUGACAAGGAGAGCCCUGGGUUUGUACUACUUCUCGGACAAAUGCUGGCUUUCUCCAGCCAGUAACAGCCGUGAGAUAGCUGCUGUGGUUUGUUCUGAUAUUUUGUAAUAAUAAUGGUGGCAGAAUUAGCAAUUUGUCUUGAUAAUGCUGCUAUUUCUGAACUGAAAUAAUUUGUAAUGGUAGAACCAGCUGACUGCUUUAAAAAAAAAAAUUAUAAAAUAAAAUAGUCCAUGAUUUUGGGAGACGCUAGUUGUGUAGCAUGUGUCAGAGAAGCAGAAAGUUUUUUUUUUUGUUUUUUUUUUUUUUUUAUAUACAUUUAAUGGUUUUGUUUUGCAUGGUCAACAGUAGUUUUGGGCUAUGAUACUCCAAUGUAAGUUGCAUGGAGAGAACUAAAAAAAAAAAAAAAAAAAAUAAAAAAAAAAAAGGGGGAGAAUGUAAAAGACUGAGAAUUGCUGUUCACCAUACCAGAAAGAUGGCAUCUGUGUUCUGUAAAAUGCUGUUUUGUAUAAUUUUAAUGGUAAAGACCACUGGAAAUAAUAAUUGCCUAGAAAUUACAUUGACCCACAGCUGUGAAUUAAUUGAAAAGAAAUGUAGUCCUGUGUAUCAGGAAAGGAAAAACUGCACUGUGACUUUUUAAUUGUACAUUUUGUACUCUUUCUCCCCCCCCCCCCCUUUUUUUUGAAUACUUUGUGGUGUGAAUUCCAAGUAAAGAAUAAAUUUACAUUUCUUUCCACAUCUGUUUAAUUGAAUUUAAGAAUGCCAAAUUAAACUUUGUCGAUUGUGUUUGUUACAUUACCCCCUGUAAAAUGAUGAAAGGGUAUAGCAUACAAAGAACAAUAAAGUACAAAUCUAAUCCA